AGGGUUCGCGUCGACGCGCGUCUUUGCUCAGAUACUUAACUUUUUUGCUCACAUAAGAUAGAAUAUGUAAAUGUAAAACAUCUAUAUUUAUCUGUAAACGAUUAUUGGAAAUAUCGUCGGAAUUAUCUAGUCGUAAAUAACCGCAAAUUCGCAUCUUUACAAUUGACCACGGUGUCCAGCUAAAGUACAGACCGGAGAACAUUCAUCUCGCAGUUUCUAACAACUGUACUCAAUAAUAAUUAUAUGAAGAGGAAUGUAUAAUAUGGGAAUACAAAUUGCACAGUCAAUAUCAGCCAUUCGUCGCGUUUGGAGUUGUUAACACUUCAGACCCGUGUGCUCGAUCAGCUAUCCUGAACCUCAUUUGCAAGCCGAAGGCUCGCGGGAUCAAUCCUUGACCUUGAUAUUUUCAUUUUGUUGAUUCCUCGUGAUGCGUGUUACGCACACCGAAACGUAACGUACUUGCAUGUAUUGAAAAGAGAAGAGAAUAGAAAGGAGUGGAGAGGAGUGAAGACAAGAGAGACAGCAAGAACUGCACCGUAAGAAGUUACGUAAAAUUGCAUCCAUCGCCGAGGUGAGAAGCGAGUCAUUUGUCACGAUGUCAAGCCCUCGUCUGCUGAACGCCGUUAUCGUUAAGUGGUCAAAAACAAGUGGGAAUGGAAACGGAGGGUGUUGGCCGGCCGGUUCAGUCGGCGCGCGUAUUCGCUCCGCGUCUGUCAUUAAUCGUCGCGCCAUGGCAAGCGGUGGUGUUUCCAAUUCUCAAGGCGAUCAAAAAGUACUAACAAUAAACAAUGUCAAUCCGAACCUCAAACGGAUGGAAUAUGCCGUUCGGGGACCUCUCCUCAUACGUGCCCUUGAAAUCGAAAAGGAACUCGAAAAGGGCGUCAAGAAGCCAUUUACCGAGGUGAUCAAAGCCAAUAUUGGAGAUGCCCACGCCAUGGGACAGAAGCCUAUUACGUUUCUUCGGCAAGUUUUGGCUCUAACCGUCACCCCUGAACUUCUAAACGACCCGAAAUACCCUGAAGAUGCUAAAAGCCGAGCUAGAGCUCUCUUGGAGGGCUGCAAAGGUUAUAGUGUUGGAUCCUACUCUGAUUCUGCUGGUAUUGAAAUCAUUCGAAAACAUUGUGCUCAGUACAUCCAGGAGCGCGAUGGAAUACCAAGCGAUUAUCAGAAUAUCAUUUUAUCUGGAGGUGCCUCUGAUGGUAUUAAGUCUAUUUUGAAGCUAUUUAUUGAAAAAAUUUAUGGAAAGCCGUCUGGAGUGAUGGUCCCAAUACCCCAAUACCCACUGUAUUCAGCUGCGCUAGCAGAGUUUGGUCUGGCACAAAUUGGAUAUUAUUUGAACGAGGGAAACAAGUGGUCAUUGGAUCCAAGCGAAUUGGAAAGGGCAAUAAACGAGGCUAAGGUUACUUGCACUCCCCGUGUCUUAGUUGUUAUCAACCCUGGAAAUCCAACAGGACAAGUAUUAGCGAGAAAAAACAUCGAGGACAUCAUUCGAUUCGCCCAUAAGCACAAUCUCUACCUAAUGGCAGAUGAAGUCUACCAAGACAAUGUCUAUGAUAAAGACAGUGCUUUCCAUUCAUUCAAAAAAGUCCUAGUUGAAAUGGGAGAGCCCUACUCGAAAAUGGAACUUGCAUCUUUCAUGUCCACAUCUAAAGGCUACAUGGGCGAGUGUGGUCUUCGAGGAGGAUAUUCCGAAAUUCUGAAUAUGGAUCCAGAAGUGAAAGCGAUCCUGCUUAAAUCAAUCUCUGCAAUGUUAUGUCCAACGAUUCUGGGACAAGUCACGAUGGAUGUGGUGGUCAAUCCACCGCGACCAAACGAACCAUCGUACAAACAGUUUCAGGAAGAAAAAGCUAACGUUCUCAAAUCUCUUGCUGAAAGGUCACGCAUGGUAGUUGAUACCAUAAAUAGUAUCAAGGGAUUCAAGGCAAAUCCGGCAAUGGGUGCGAUGUAUGUCUUUCCCCAAUUCACACUGCCUGAAAAAGCGAUCCAGGCAGCAAAAGCCGAGGGAAAAGCACCGGAUGUAUUUUAUGCAUUUAAGUUAUUGGAAGCUACCGGGAUUUGCGUUAUCGCUGGAUCUGGUUUUGGGCAGAAACCCGGAACAUAUCAUUUUCGAACGACCAUUUUACCCCAAAAGGAUAAAAUUAAGACUAUGCUUGCUAGUCUAAAAGAAUUCCACGAAAAAUUCCUUGAAGAGUAUAGCUAAAUGAAACCUGACGCUGUAAAAGCUAGACUAUUUACUAAGUGAUAAUUUAUUAUAAUAUUUUAUAUACAUUUAUAUACACAUGUAUAUAAAGUUGUAAAUACGGUCAAACAAGUGUGCUGGUCAAAGAUAAGUAAAAGCUAUUAUUGAUAAGUGAUCAUUGCGAAAAAUAAGUUGAAAUACAUCGCGUAA
Messenger RNA from Neodiprion fabricii, 2389 nucleotides. Its product is annotated as alanine aminotransferase 2. The transcript has 7 exons. NCBI's taxonomy places the organism in Eukaryota, Metazoa, Arthropoda, Insecta, Hymenoptera, Diprionidae. The record is from RefSeq and is a predicted model, not a curated record. Gene Ontology annotation, molecular function: pyridoxal phosphate binding; L-alanine:2-oxoglutarate transaminase activity. Bases 596 to 2200 code for a protein of 534 amino acids. Gene Ontology annotation, biological process: biosynthetic process.